UGAUGCAGAUGUAGAUGGGCUCAUAUUGGGCCCUAGGCCGAUCCAAAAUCCAAUGGUCCAAACCGAGACCGACAAACUCAUAGACCUGCCGAUGAACCUAUCCGCAUCAUAGCAGAACCCAAAACCCUAACAACCCUAUAACCCCCACCGUUCAUCUCCCAAACGGUACCGUUUUCAGUCGCAGAAGCUGCAGAAAGCAAACCCUAGGUGAACGAGCAACAAUGGAGAUGGAGAUCGAAGAGCAAGGGGAGACAGGCAAGAACGUGAUGUGCCAAUUGACGGACCCAGAAGAUAAUCAUUUGGGACCUCCCAUGUAUCUUCCUCAGAACGCUGCUCCCAAAGAGCUGCAGCAAAUCGUAAACAAGCUUCUCAACAAUGAGGAGAAGCUUCCUUAUGCUUUCUACAUAUCAGAUCAGGAACUUGUCGUGCAGCUUGGAACUUAUUUGCAAAAAAACAAAGUUUCUGUGGAGAAGGUGCUGCCCAUAGUUUAUCAACCACAAGCAGUUUUCCGAAUUCGUCCAAUUAAUCGUUGUUCUUCAACAAUUGCUGGUCACACUGAAGCUGUACUCUCAGUUGCCUUUAGUCCUGAUGGACGACAAUUAGCAAGUGGUUCAGGUGACACGACAGUUCGGUUGUGGGAUCUAAAUACUCAAACACCAAUGUAUACUUGUACAGGGCAUAAGAAUUGGGUUCUUUGUAUUGCAUGGUCACCUGACGGCAAGCAUCUUGUUAGUGGGAGCAAGGCUGGAGAACUUCAAUGCUGGGAUCCACAGACGGGGAAGCCAUUAGGCAAUCCACUUAUUGGCCACAAGAAAUGGAUUACUGGAAUAUCUUGGGAACCAGUCCACCUCAGAGCUCCAUGUCAUCGGUUUGUAAGUUCUAGUAAAGAUGGUGAUGCACGCAUAUGGGAUGUCUCACUUAGAAAAUGUGUAAUUUGUCUUAGUGGCCACACUCUUGCAGUAACAUGUGUAAAGUGGGGUGGAGAUGGAGUGAUAUACACAGGCUCCCAGGAUUGUACCAUCAAAGUCUGGGAAACUUCACAAGGGAAGCUAAUUCGGGAAUUGAAGGGCCAUGGGCAUUGGGUUAAUUCCCUUGCAUUGAGCACUGAAUAUGUUCUUCGCACUGGAGCUUUUGAUCAUACUGGCAAACAAUAUACAUCUGCAGAGGAAAUGAAGGAGGUGGCUUUGGAAAGGUACAAGAAAAUGAAAGGCAAUGCGCCAGAAAGACUGGUUUCAGGAUCUGAUGAUUUCACCAUGUUUCUUUGGGAACCUGCUGACAGCAAACAUCCCAAAACUCGUAUGACAGGUCAUCAGCAGCUUGUGAACCAUGUUUACUUUUCCCCUGAUGGACAAUGGGUAGCAAGUGCUUCGUUUGACAAGUCUGUCAAGUUAUGGAAUGGUACAACAGGGAAAUUUGUUGCCGCUUUUCGAGGUCAUGUUGGCCCUGUUUAUCAGAUAAGUUGGUCCGCUGAUAGUAGGCUUCUUUUGAGUGGAAGCAAGGACUCCACACUGAAGGUUUGGGAUAUCAGGACACACAAGUUAAAACAAGAUCUUCCAGGCCAUGAAGAUGAGGUUUUUGCUGUUGAUUGGAGUCCAGAUGGUGAGAAGGUAGCCUCUGGCGGUCGGGACAGGGUGCUCAAGUUAUGGAUGGGUUGAUGGCUGAAGGAGGAGAUGUAUGAAAUGAAGAUUGACAUGAUUCUUCCACAACAUGGACCUGGCAGGCACUCAGCUUCUGCCUACAGUUACAGUCUACCUUAGGUGUAACUUAAAGGUUGUGCACCAAGUGCUGAUGUUUUGAGGGAUCAAGGGUGGUUUGUGGAGCAGUCCCGUUUUCAGAGUAUUUCCGGUAUUCUAUCAAUUGGUUCAGGUGUUCUGCAACUUUGGGACACCUAUAGUAUCUAGAUAAGCCUGGAAAAAGUGUCAUGGCUUUGAAUGUUUGUCUCUUUAAUAGUAGCAGUGUGCAUUGAUCCACAGAGUUUGCAGCAUGACAGUUGAAUGAAAUUAUGAAAUGUAGCACUCAUGGGCAUAUGUAUCAUAUGAAAAUUUUUAAAUAGAGCACAACUUGUUUGACUUUA
Messenger RNA from Vitis riparia (riverbank grape), 2074 nucleotides. Its product is annotated as notchless protein homolog. Gene Ontology annotation, biological process: ribosomal large subunit assembly. The transcript is spliced from 13 exons. Bases 222 to 1655 code for a protein of 477 amino acids. The record is from RefSeq and is a predicted model, not a curated record. Gene Ontology annotation, cellular component: nucleolus. Gene Ontology annotation, molecular function: protein binding. Lineage: Eukaryota; Viridiplantae; Streptophyta; Magnoliopsida; Vitales; Vitaceae.